AUGAAGCAAAAUCUGUCAUCAAAGCUGGAAGAUUAUGGCGAAUUGUUAAUUCAAAAGCAUGUAAAAGUUCACAACCAGCUUUCUACCUUGCUUUGGUAUCCUCCACCAUGUGGGACUUUUAAGCUGAAUGUAGAUGGAACUAUAUUUAGUUCCUUAAAUGCUUCUGGUGUGGGUGCUGUGUUGCGGGAUAACAAUGGCUGUAUGGUCAUGGCAAUGUCUAAAAGGGAGUUGGGUAUUCAUAAGGUAGAGGAUAUAGAAGUGCUUGCUGCUCUAAGGGGUUUGCAAUUAAUUUCUCACAUCGGUAUUUCUCACUUGAUUAUAGAGGGGGACUCACUUGCUGCAAUGGAGGCUAUUUGCUCAAGGGGGGAGGAUCUGAAUAGGUGCAGUGUCUUAAUUCAUGAGGUGAAGAAGGUGUUGUCCAGUUUUAUUUCUUUUGAGGUUCUUCAUGUUGGUAGACAUGGUAAUGAGGUUGCACACCUUCUAGCUCGACAAACACGGUUUGUGGAUGACACUUUACAAUGGUGGAAUGAACCUCCCGACUUUAUUUGA
Messenger RNA from Juglans regia (Persian walnut), 549 nucleotides. RefSeq lists its product as uncharacterized. The coding region runs from base 1 to 549 and encodes 182 amino acids. The record is from RefSeq and is a predicted model, not a curated record. Gene Ontology annotation, molecular function: RNA-DNA hybrid ribonuclease activity; nucleic acid binding. The transcript is spliced from 2 exons. NCBI's taxonomy places the organism in Eukaryota, Viridiplantae, Streptophyta, Magnoliopsida, Fagales, Juglandaceae.